Molecule: messenger RNA, 2053 nt
Organism: Eufriesea mexicana
Lineage: Eukaryota; Metazoa; Arthropoda; Insecta; Hymenoptera; Apidae
Product: capon-like protein
Exons: 7
Coding region: 186-1916 (576 amino acids)
Molecular function (GO): nitric-oxide synthase binding
Source: RefSeq, a predicted model, not a curated record
GUGAAACGAAAUCCAACGAAAUAAGAGCACAAAGGCAUGCAACAUAUGCGAUACUGGAUAAAAAUAAAAUUCCAUACGAAUAUCAUUUUCACCAUGACAUACAUCUAUAGUGCUUUCUGAAUAUGCAACAGUAUAAUCUGUAAAAUAAAACUUUAAUCAUAAAAGCGGUAAUACACACCGAAGUCAUGCUGAAGAACUCGACCAAGCAAACAAACUCUGAUGCGGCAGUGUUGCCUAGUUCCGGCCCGACCAGUCCUUCCGGUGUGGAGACCACCCCGAAGCCCAGGAAGAAACUGUCGUUCAAGGAGCCUGAAAUAUUCAACUACCUGAAAUUGAAAAAACCGUUUGGAAAAUCGAAACCGCCCCCCCUCCAGCUGACACGUUCCCCAGGAAGCGUUGAUUUCAGCUUCGAUGAGAACCGCUUCGAGGAGGAGAACGAUGACCUCGAGGAGCUCGAGGUAAAGGUGUAUAGGGUGGUCAGAACGGUAGGGCAGGCUUUCGAGGUGUGCCAUAAAUUAAGUUUAAACAACGCCACGGAAGAACGGGACCGGGGGGAGAAAGAAAGAGAGAGGGAGCACAGUGAGAAUCAUCGUGACGUUUACGAGGACCAAGAUGAAAUACCGAAUGAGAAGUCGCAACCGUCACCGUCUUCUGUGCAUAAAGAUAUAUCGCUCUUAGGGGACACGGAGGAUUCGGUGCCGGAACAGACAACUGUUCCGUGUCUCUUAAGGUCACACGAAGUCCCAGCGACCACAGCGUCUACCUCGCCCAUUAGACAAUCGCCAUCGGGCACGGUGACCUCCGAUUGUGGAGGGUUAUUGGUUGGAGGCGAAUUAACUGCUCUAAAGCACGAGAUUCAAUUGCUACGAGAGCGAUUAGAGCAACAAAGUCAACAAACCAGAGCCGCCGUUGCCCAUGCGCGACUGCUUCAGGAUCAGCUUGCAGCUGAAACGGCAGCUCGCGUCGAAGCUCAAGCCAGAACGCAUCAGUUACUGAUGCAAAAUAAAGAGCUUUUAGAACACAUAAGUGCGUUGGUCGGCCAUCUUCGGGAACAGGAACGAAUUUCGAGUGGUCAUGUAACCUCACAAUCUCAGUUGCCUGGUUCAGCAACAAUGCAACAAACCACCACUGUUCCAGAUUUGUCAAACCUCGGCCAGUACCAACGAACAGGAGGACAAAGUUCACCAUGGGAAUUGGAUCCACCAUCUCCGUAUUGCUCUUAUCCACCAGACUCUUGGUUCCCUGGGAACUUGAAUACAAUAGGCAUCCAAGGGAACAGCAGUGCAGCAGAUCAGUUGCAGUUUCAAACGCAACUCUUAGAAAGGCUACACAACAUAAGUCCAUAUCAAUCUCAAAGAUCACCUUAUAAUACACCUACUCCUUAUACAAUCGGUCCUAAUCUUCUUGUACCUCCUAACAAUAGAUCACCUAGUUCAGCCCAACUGUCUCCAAGUUCCAUGUCACUAAGGGUCUCCCAGCCAAACAGUUUUUCAUCAUCACCCAUACUGACGCACAAGCUAGAUAAUUAUAUAGGAAACUCAGACAGUAUAGAGUUGAAGACGACAUUCAUAAAACCUUUGCCUUGUACAGGCGAAAGGAAUGCUAGCCAUAUGGACCAGGAAACAAAGGGUAAGCAGGAUCGAAUGAAUGUACAUGAUGAAAUACCACCAAUCGUGUUGGAUCCCCCGCCUCAGGGUAAACGAUCAGAGGAAACGUCUAAACAGGUAGCUGCCAAACAAAACUUGAAUGGUCAAGGUUCGAAUAAGAAAAAUUCGCAGUAUCAGAAAAACUUAACAACCAUCCUCAGAACUCCUGGUCCACCGCCGUCUCGCACAACUAGCGCUCGUUUGCCUCCAAGAAAUGAUUUGAUGUCCGAAGUACAAAGGACUACAUGGGCGAGACACACGACCAAGUGAUGGAAGAUUUUCUCCAAAGUAGUUUCUGAAGAAUUUACUAUUGACUAAACAUAUCAUCUCUUAGGUAGAACAACUUUUAAUGAAAAGUAAUUUUUUAUUUUGCAAUACAAUUUGGAACUCAAGUUGAUUUGAAUAAG